This is a messenger RNA of Elgaria multicarinata webbii, 8240 nucleotides long. Its product is annotated as C-type lectin domain family 2 member D-like. NCBI's taxonomy places the organism in Eukaryota, Metazoa, Chordata, Lepidosauria, Squamata, Anguidae. The record is from RefSeq and is a predicted model, not a curated record. The transcript has 10 exons. The coding region runs from base 4427 to 5044 and encodes 205 amino acids.
CUCCACUUGGGGGAAAAACAUGAUUCACCUGGGUAUCUCAACUUUAAAUUCAUUAGAGCUGUGCAUAGGAAAAAAAUCUGUCUUAGAACCUGCCUUGUCGGCUCAUAUAAGGGGCCGCAACUCAGAUCUGAGAUGGAGAGGUGCCUUGCUUUGUUUCCUGAAGCUGUGGGUGUCUUCAUCGUUGGCUGGAAGGGAGAAAUAAACGAAGCAACAAUAACGACAGGGAUUUAAAACAAAAAACAGCUGCAAGGUUGGAAACUAAAAUUUAAAAAAAGAGACCGCUCCACCAGUUGUGUUCCCAAUGCAUUUCAACACAGGUAUUUAUCAAGGGAAAAACGCUUAAAGACUUUUCAGGAGGAUUCCUUGUCCCGUUCUUCAUCCAAAAAAGACUCACAUUUCAAAUAAAGAAGUGGGGUUAUGAGGGUGGCUUUUUUUAAAAAAGGUUUGCUUUCCUUUUGUUGGUUAAAUUCCUUGAACAGGGCUUUUCUACAUGAGGUUUUUAACCCACUACUUUACCGAGGCUUCUGCUUCUAGAUUCUUCACAGGAUUAAGAUCAGCCUCUUUAUAUGUCUCCCCCCCCCCCCCCCGAGUGUUUCUUUCUCUGUCUUACUAUAUGUUCCAUUACAUAAGCACUAGGUGGUGCUCUGGUGUGGCGGAAUUGUGGAGAUUCCAUGCCACUAGGGGUGUUGUAGGAGUCUGAGAAGCGGGUAGAGUCUGGUGGACUCCCCUCCCUCCGCUCGGCUUCCCAAUGCCGCUCACCAAGCUGUUCUGCUGGCUGAGUGCAGCGCAGUCUGCACGUGCCUGGCAACCACCCACUCCCUCACCAAGCCGCCAUUUUGCGGAGAAAUGACGUCUCGUUCUUUUCCGUAAAUUGAAUGUUACAUAAGUGGCAGCCAUAAAGGGGCAAUCUGCACAACAUUACAGGCGUAAACAGUCCAUUUAUGCCUGUCAUGUUGCAUAGAUGGCCUCUUCACGUCCCCCAUUUAUGCAACAUUUCAUUUACGGAAAAAUCCAAGCCACCAUUCCGCGGAGAAAUGGUGGUUCGCUGAGAGGGUGGCUGGCUGGUCGCCACCUGCGGACUGUGCACUGUAGUGAACAAGGGCAGCCAACGGGUAGGGGAUUGGCGAGUGGGGCAUUGCCCAUCCCUACUGAUCCUGCCGUUCACAGAAAUACCACACUUUACUCAUGGGGGGGGCGGGGAAUACUAUAAUGGUUGCAAUCCACAGGAGAAGUCCUGAAGGAAGACAAUUUUGUGUAUAGCAUCUGCAAACUACCGUCAUGCCUCGUGUAGAAAGGCUUACAGUGUAGAAAGGCCUGGGACCAGAUUUUAGGGUGGGGUUGGGCAGCCUACCCCCCAGUACCCGUCACCACUCUUCUCCCCCACCCCACCCCCGGCAACAAUACUACUGUAGCCAUCAGCUUCACCCUCUUCCUCUUGCUCAUGAGAGGGAGGGGGAAGAGCAAGGCAAGUCUCAGCCUUCUCCUUGCAGGAAGGCUCAAGCACUCACUCACUUGCAGGCUUACCUAGACUGGGGGGUUCUAUAAUGGGCCCAGAGCUAAGCUGCUGCCCACUUCCAGUCCAUUACAGUGCCACUGCUGCCAGGUAAGCCUGUGAGCGGGUGAUGUUGCAGCGGUCAGCCUCCUCCUUGUAUGAAUACUCCAGCACUUACUUCAGGCAUAUCCACUGGUGGCAGCUCUGUAAUGGCCCAAGGACUAUGUGAUGGGCCAUGCGCUGCCACCAGGUAAGCCUGAGAACCAUUAGUUGGUGACGGCGCUCUAAAGGAUAAGCCCACAAGUGAGCACAACAGGGACAGCAUGGGCAGCUGACAGCCUUCUCCUUGCACUUGGGGCCUUGGGCCUAGCUGGUGGCCAACAGUGCCAGAGGAGCCACGAGGGGGCAGGGGAAAGAGCGCCUGUUGGUUUUAGCAGUUUGGGUGGGGAGGGGGGGGGCAAGUGGCUGCACACACAGGAGGGGAAGCAUCUUCCAGACCACUCUUGUUGAGUCCCUGUCUCUCAGCUGUUUCCUAUCCCUCUGCUGAGCAGCACAAUAGCAUGGGGGAGAUCACAGGCACUGCUCAGCUGAGCACUGGAAGACAGCUGAGCAGAAGGGAAAGGGGGACCUCACGACCCCCUUCCCUCCACUGCUUAGCAGUAUGUUAGCAAUCAGCUGAGCAGCCAAUCAUUAUAACUAAAAUCUGAGUAAACUGAUACCUUCAUAUUAAUUCUGACAUAUAUCUGUAAGUUAAAGAUGAAUAAAGCAUUGGGAUUCCAGACAUGGAGCUGGAGAAUUACUGUUUAAUCAGGGUUGUGCUAAGGAACUAGCCCAAAAUUAAAAUGUUUUUUUUAAUGCUUGCUAAAUAAAAUUCAAGGUUGAAUUAUUGCAAUGCACUGUAGGUAGGACUGCUGUAGAGGCUAGUCUAGAAUCUGCAGCUGGUGCAUCCAGUACCGAAGGGCAAAGACUGAAUUGCUUGUUUUUCCGCCUAAACCUUCUCCUCAUCUUUCAUUCUCUCUUACUGUCAAUGAUGUUACGCUUACUCCGGUCAAGGAAGCUCGCAGUCUUGGCUUCGUAUAUGACUCAUCGCUAUCCUUUAUUCCUCAUAUUGAGGCAGUAGCUAAAUCCUGUCAUUUUUUCCUGUAUAAUAUUGCCAGGAUUCGACCAUCUCUGUCUGUCUCUUAUUAUUAUUAUUAUUAUUAUUAUUAUUAUUUUCUGCCAAGACGCUUGUUCAUGCACUGGUUAUUUCCCGGUUGAACUACUGCAACCUUCUUCUCUCUGGCCUUCCUUCUUCUCACAUCAGUCCGUUGGUUUCUGUCCACCACUCUGCUGCUAAGAUCAUCUUCCUGGCUCGCCGCUCUGACCAUGUUACUCCACUUCUGAAAUCUCUUCAUUGGCUUCCAAUUCACUUCAGAAUCCAAUAUAAACUUCUGUCGACCUUCAAAGCUUUUCAUGGUCUAGCUCCUUCCUAUCUCUCCUCUCUCAUCUCACACUAUUGCCCCGCUCGUGCUCUUCGCUCCUCUGAUGCCAUGUUUCUCGCCUGCCCUAGGGUCUCUACUUCCCUUGCUCGGCUUCGUCCAUUUUCCUCUGCUGCCCCUUACGCCUGGAACGCUCUUCCGGAACAUCUGAGAUCCACAAGUUCAAUUGCAGCUUUUAAAGCUCAGCUAAAAACUUUUCUUUUUCCUAAAGCUUUUAAAACUUGAUGUUGCUUGGACUUUAUACUGUUAGUUUUACCCUACCCUGUGCCUGUUUACCCUACCCAGUGCUUGUUUGCAUUCUCUUCCCCUCCUUAUUGCUUUACUAUGAUUUUAUUAGAUUGUAAGCCUAUGCGGCAGGGUCUUGCGAUUUUCUGUUUUACUCUGUACAGCACCAUGUACAUUGAUGGUGCUAUAUAAAUAAAUAAUAAUAAUAAUAAUAAUAAUAAUAAUAAUAAUGUGGAUUGUUUAACAUGGCUUAUUAUUUGGGGACCACUCAUUGCCUAACUGGGAUAAUAUUUCCUCUAUCUAAGUAUGUAGCCCUUAUUCACACAGUGAUAAAGAACAUGAUUUACAACUUGUGAACCACCCAGAGAGUUUCAACUGUUAGGCAGUACAGAAAUGUAUUGAACUUUUGAUUUAAUACAACAUCAAGUCAAAUGCGUAACAAUACUUUUAUAAUUAUAUUGUAGAUUAAACAUUGUUUAUUUUUCCAAGUAUUUUAAGGCAUAAAAAAAAAUCAAUCAGUAGUUUCUUUUCAUUUUUUAUUUUAAAUAAGUUGCUUUGCAGUUAUAUUUUUUUUCCAGAAUUACAAUCCUUGAAAGAAACCAAAAUAAUAUAUGGCGGAAAAACCAUGGCAUGGAAUUGGAUUGGAGAAUUUGAUAGAUGAAAAUACAAAUGGUUAUUCUUGGGAUGACUCCUUGGGAAUUUGGUUGCCGUUCAGAAAGAUUCAGAUUUGACAUAAUAAUAAUGGAGUAUGUUUUAAGUAAGCAAAGACAGGAAUUGACUGUAUUAUUAAUGAGAUAUUUCUUCAGGUUGUUCAAUUCUGGUUUUCAAUACUGGAAAGGCUUAAUUCUAAUUAACUCAUUAUAGAAUUAUUUUACCUUCUUUCCUUCUCUCUCUCCCUCCCUCCCUCUUUCUGGUUCUGGUUGGACUAGGGUGGCUGUAAUAUUUUUUCCAUGUAAAGGAAACCACUCUAAUGGUUCUCUCUCUCUUAUAGAUGGUCAGUUCAUUCAGUUAAAAUAUCUUUUUUCCAAGUUCUUUCUGUAAGCUGAAGCAAGACUGGCCACUGAGAGGGUUCCUCCCCUUCCAGGUGAAUACAAGUCUGAUCUGAUAGCCCCUGCCUUCUAUGGUGAGCCAAGGCCAGGCGCUGUGCACAUUAUUGGAACUGACUCUGGACCACAGUUUUUCUCAUAGUCUGUGAGAGAACGCCUAUUGAUAGCACUUGAGCUGAGGGAACAUGGUGACCCAAGAGAGGAUAGAAGAAAAUUUGUUGAAUCUUGUUGGUCCUCCCUCUGAUUCAGAGUCUGGAACAAGCAGUCAAGCAGUACAGACUAAUAACUACAAGUGGUCAUCAUGUAAAACUAUUGCAUUAACCAUUGCUGCCAUAUCAGUCUGCCUGAAUGUUGGCCUCGUUACCUGCACAGUUGUGUUGAAAACAAAAUGUUUUGAGCAACUCCUCCAUGGUCCAGCAUGCCCAGAUAACUGGAUUGGCUAUGAGGGGAAGUGCUACUAUUUUUCAAAAGAGAAAAGGAAUUGGAACUCGAGCCAGCGCUUCUGCUUGUCACAUAAUGCCUCCCUGCUCACUUUCAGUGCCAGCGAGGAAAAGGUUUUUGUGAUGCGUUUGAAAGCUAAAGACAUUUUUUGGAUUGGCCUCAAGAGAGACCCAGGUCAGCCCUGGAAAUGGACAAAUGGACAAAAUUCAACGCUGGAGGUGAUGGGAGAUGGAGGAGAUUGUGGUUUUCUGAAUGAUGAAUCCACUGCAAUAUCCUCAAGGUGCCGGAUGGAACUACUCUGGAUCUGUAGCAAAUCAGAUAUAUUUAAAUGCUCAAAUGGAAUAUGCAGUAGUAAGAAAUAACAACAUUUCCCUAAAGGGAGAGUGAUUUUGAGGGCAUUAUAAGGUAGUGAUAAUUGGAUUUGGAUGGCUCCUGAUGCCUGAGCCAAAUCUGGCUACUUCAGGACCAUUUCUGGGUUUCAUUCCAGAGUGGAUCAGAAAAAAGGGAGAAAUAACUUCUCAGGAUCCAAAGAUGUUUUAUUUCAAAGCCUGACAUAUUUCAGCCUGAUUUUUUUUUUCAAAGACCUUCCUCCGGGGGCUGUAACAUAUAUAUAUUAUUAAAUUACAUUUAUGGGACUACACAUUACAUUAAAAUAUGUUUACAUUUCAAGGUUAAUUAGGCAAAAUGGCCCCAAGGGUCUUUUAUUUAUUUAUUUAUUUAUUUAUUGCAUUUUUAUACCGCCCAAUAGCCGAAGCUCUCUAUGCCCUUACAUAAGUCUUAAAACUUUUAAUAUAGCAUAAAGGCAUUAGAACCUAGAAUCAUAGAAUAGUAGAGUUGGAAGGGGCCUAUAAGGCCAUCGAGUCCAACCCCCUGCUCAGUGCAGGAAUCCACCCUAAAGCACCUGUACACUUGUAUAAUGAUAAAAACAUAUAAAAAUCAUUUUCAACAAAAUUAUAAUUUAUCCAUACUUAUUAGAAGAUACCUGUGGCAAUACCUCCUAUGAUAAUCAAUGGCAACUGAGAAGAAUAACAUUUUAAAAGCCAUCUUUAUAGUCUUGUUCAUUAUUUAUUCAUUUAUUUAUUGACUGCCAGGUGUUUCCAUGUAGCUGUGAUAAGUGCAGGGUCUCAUAAUGAGACUACUGCUAUCGUGGAGGACUGCCUGCAAGAAGUCACAGGAGUGGCAAAAAAUAAAGUUCUUCAUUCAAACCACUCAUUUCAAAGUUUUUAAAUUUUAGAAUCCAUUCUAGUUCCUUCCUUAAUAGCAGUUUGUCAUCAUGUGUGCUAAGUUUUUCCAGUGCCCAGAAUUUUAAGUCUGCAUAGGAGCGGUGUUGUUCUACAAAUGGUAGAUUCCUGCAGUGAGCAGGGGGUUGGACUUGAUGGUCUUGUAGGACCCUUCCAACUCUAAUAUUCUAUGAAAAUGGUUUCCUAGUGGAGCACCUGGCUUGUUUUUUUUAUAUAUAUAUUGCUUAGGUGCUCUCCUAUGUGGCUUUUUAGAGGUCUGAUAGUUUUACUUCCGUAAACCUUAGGGCAUCCACACCGGAUGGCGUAAAUGACAAAAGCACUGCUGCAGGUGGUAAAAUGUCUCAGAAAAUAUCACUGCUGGUCGGAGGGAUUUUUGAAUUCUGUGACCUUGGAGGUGUAUUUACAAUAGCAGCAGUGUCCAUAUGGAUGGUGACCCUUAGGCAUGGUGGCACCAGGUAAAAUGUGGAAUGAACCUCUUUUAUAUUCUUUGGGCAUGUCUACACCAGCCCUAUAUCCGGGAUCGUUCCUGUGCAUCCAAAUGCCACACGGGAUCCCGGGAGCAGGCAGGGACCAUUCUUCCUUUUUCCUGGGAUAACCCUUACAUGUAGAAAGGGUCUUUGUAGCCACUUCUGAUCAGUAGAUUUCUCAUGUUCCUGGUUCUUUUAAAGACCAUUAGUUUCACCUGACACCCAGAGAUGUGUUGGACUAUGUGUGUGACACUGUCUCCUUUUGCUUCCUUGCAAAUGGUUUGUUAUAUAGACAUGUUAAACUGCAGUUGAUUCAGUCUGAAUGCGUUGUGUUCUUUUUUGUUAAAAGUUUUGCCUGUGCCUCCCUCUGCCUUUUUGAAGCCUUGUGUGAUGGCUGCAUCUGGAGACCCUCUUUCUCUUAGUUGCACAGACAGUGCCUGAGAUUCUUGUCUGAAAUCUGAUGCCUUGGAGCAGUUGCAUUUAAGGACUCAUCUACACCAAGCAGUAUAUCCCACUAUGAAAGCAGUAUAUAAAAGGCAGGAGCCACGCUACUGUUUUACAGUGGUAUUGAAGUGCACUGCAGGAUCUACACUACUGCUUUAUAGUGGUACCGAAGUGCACUGGGGACCCAGGACACAUCUACACCAAGCGGGAUAUAGCAUUAUGUAAGCGGCAUAUGGCAUGUGUCAAUGGGCCCCAACAGUUAUCAGUGCAUUUAAAUACUGCUGUAAGUAGUGUGGCUCCUGCUUUUUAUAUACUACUUUCAUAGUGGAAUAUCCUGUGUGGUGUCCAUCUGGGAGGUUAUUUCUUAGAGAGCAGGGGUGGGAGCAAUCAUAGCUGACAAAUCUGGGAACAUCAGUGGGUUUUCUAUAAAUGGUGGUAAUAAGAUGUCCUCCCUCCUUCUUAACUUUUUAGGCUUUGUUUCCAGACCCCUGAUCAUCAUUUUAAAACUGGAGGUCAAAUAUAUAUAUAUAGGAAAUAUAUAUAAGGAAGGAGAGAGAGGAAGACUGUGAGUGUAACGGGGAAGAAAUAAGAUCAAGACAGAAAGAUGCUUGGAAAAACUUAGAACUCUGAAAGUAAGAUAUUGCUGGGGAAAACUUGGGAUAAAAUAGGGACAGUCUAGUUAGGUUCAGAUAGAUGCAUUUUCUUACCCUUUUGCUCGUGUGUGUGUGUGUGUGUGUGUGUGUGUGUGUGUGUGUGUGAGAGAGAACUAUUGAGAUGCUAAAGUCUUUUUCCUGCUAACAUUUUUUUCAGUAAAAUAAAAAAUUGUUUAAACCUCGUGGUUUCUUUGCUUGUUUGGUUAUCCAUCGCAUAUCCCAGCUUCGAUCAGGAGGGAGAGGCAGAAAUGUGAAUGAGUAGUUCUCAUGAUGGCAGGUGUAAAUACCCUACAGUGCAAUCAUAUACAUGUUUACUCAGAAGUAAAUUCCAUUGAGUUUAAUGGCACUUAAUCCCAGUUGCAAACAGGAAAACAGUGUCAGAGAGUGAUUCAGGGACACACUAUCAGCUUUUCAAAUUGGGCUGGAUCCAGAUUUAAGCUUGAUCAACUGUGCUGCCCAAAGUGGACUUUGCACCCGUGCUUCCUACAACAGUCCCUGCAGCUCCCUGAAAAUGCUACACAGAUAGUCAGGAGACCCUACUGAAUUGGGGGCAAUCCAGGGCCAGCGAGAACCCUGGGAGUUAUCUAUGGAGAUGAAUAGACAAUUCAUAGCACAGUCCUAGAGAGAACUACUGAGACGUUCCUGAUUGCAUAGAGGACUCCAAGUGCAUUCAGGAGAACAUGUGAAGAAGUCCCCUUCAGACAUUCAGCUCUACAUGCAGCAGGUCUGCGUCAGUGUACACGGUGGCAUUGC